Molecule: messenger RNA, 5963 nt
Organism: Macrosteles quadrilineatus (aster leafhopper)
Lineage: Eukaryota; Metazoa; Arthropoda; Insecta; Hemiptera; Cicadellidae
Product: DNA (cytosine-5)-methyltransferase 1-like
Exons: 30
Coding region: 241-5106 (1621 amino acids)
Cellular component (GO): nucleus
Molecular function (GO): zinc ion binding; DNA binding; chromatin binding
Source: RefSeq, a predicted model, not a curated record
AAUACGUGAUCUCGUGUGAAUGUUAAUUGUGAAUCGUGAUCGAAAUUCAAGAAUAAUGAAUCUAAUCUAACCAAACCCAUCCAUCGGCUUUGUCUCCCUGUGAUACAUUUCCUCAAGAGGUUUUGUCUUUAGUUGUUCCCAAUUAACUUUAAUUUAACAUCAUAAAUAGCCUAGUCAGUGUGCAUUUUACUUUAAAGUUGAGACUUUCUUCGUUUUGCAACUUAGGCCUACAACAACAUUAUGCCAGGCAUCGUGAUCCAGAGUGAGUCAGUCAUCAAACUUUCUUCAGCAACUCCAGAUACCAUAAAAAGGUUGGAAAUGUUGGAAAAUGAAAUAAAAACUAAGGAGAUAUCAGAAAAAGAAUAUUGUAACAGAAAGUGGUCAUUGCUGAAACCUCAUGCAGACUUGGAAAUAGUCUCUCAGAUUGAGAAGUUGCAAGCUGAUUUUGAAACCACAAACAUAUUGGAGACUGACUACUGUUCUGAAAUGAUGAAAAUUCUUCAAGUCAACCUUCACAUCCAUUCGCCUAUCAAAGGGAGUGGGAAUUCCUUCUCAGGUGAUGUUACAUCUCCAAAGUUCGGCGGCUCCCCUAAAACAUAUGGUAGACCGACUCGCACUCCUAGAAGUAAACCUACUUUGGAAGCCGACAGUCCGGUUGCUGGUCCCUCCCGCACUCCUGCAUCUGCAGCUAAGAAACUGGCUGCGUUUAAAGCUUCCCCACGGAACGGAGACUCUCCAGCAGGCAGCAAGAGAAAGUCUAGUGAAGAGGUUGAAGAAAGUAAGCCGGGUCCAUCCACACGCAGAAAGUCUGGAAAAAGGCUUGCUUUGGAAGAUGAAGAAUCAACUGAAAAUGCUAGCUCACCAAAAGGCGCUGGAAGAAAAUCUGCUGGUAAGCAAAACGACCACAAAAAUACCCAAAAAAACACUUUGAAUUCGUGGUUCAAGAAAAAUGAGUCAACAGUAAAUGGCAAGGCAAGUGAAUCUAAGGCUUCAGAUCUCAAUGGAUCUUCAGAAAAGACUGAUACUACGUCAAAUUCCUCUGACACCAAAUUGGAAAAUGAGACUGAAGCAAUCACUGCUGUUGUGAAAAUGGAUACACAGGAUGUGCCAGAAGAGCCUGAGAGUUCUGUGACUAAUGGUGUGAAAAUAGAGAUUGAAGAAACACCAGUUAUUGAUGAAGAUGAAAUUGCCCGGCCAGCUAAGAAAAUCAAAACAGAAGAAAGUAAAACAGAGCAUAUUUCAGAAAAAUCUGAUAUUAAGGAGGCUGACAAGAAUUCAGGUAGCAUUGGCCGAACAGUGCCCCUGAAAUGUGACAUAUGUCGUCAACUCUUGGGUGACCCAGACACCCGACUCUACCCGGGGCACCCGCACGGAGCUGUGGAAGAGUACAUUGCCCUCACCGACCCCAAACUGUCUCUGUUCACUGGGGAGGAAGGAGAUAUUCACGAGCACGACGCUCGGCCACACAACAAGAUCACUCAGUACAGUGUGUAUGACAAGGCUGGCCACUUGUGUCCGAUAGACGGCGGUCUCAUUGAGCGCAACGUGCUGCUUUACUUCUCUGGUUAUAUGAAACCUGUGUAUGAAGAAAACCCUGAGGCAGAAGGUGGUAUUGCCAGCAUGGACAUGGGUCCAAUCAACGAGUGGUGGGUCUCUGGCUACGACGGAGGUGAGAGAGCGCUGAUUGGCUUCUCCACAGACUACGGAGAGUAUUAUCUCAUGGAGCCGAGCGAAGUUUACGCCCCUCUGAUGGAGACUGUCAAGCAGAAGAUCUACAUGGGCAAAUUGGUUAUCGAGUUCCUCUUGGAGGAUCCUACUGCGUCUUACGAGGACCUGCUCAACAAACUUCAGACGACAGUUCCUCCCUUUGGCACCACAACACUGUCCGAGGACAGUUUGUUGCGCCACGCUCAGUUCAUCUGUGACCAAGUGCUCAGUUUUGACGAAGGAGCUGAUAACAGUGAUGACCUUCUUAUCACCUCACCCUGCAUGAGAGCGUUGGUUAACCUGGCCGGAGUCACUUUUGGAAAAAGAAGAGAAAUGCGACGUGGCGACAGGAAGGAGAUAAGACAGAAGAAGACAAAGCAGGUUUGGAGUAAAGCCACGAGUACUCCUUGUGUCAGUGAAGUGUUCGAGUCUUUGUUUACCGACCAACUGGACACCGAUGCAACCUCAAAGGGUCCCAAGCGCCGCAGGUGUAAUGUGUGCGAGGCUUGUCAGUCUUCUGACUGCGGCUCAUGCUCCGCUUGCAAGGAUAUGAUCAAGUUUGGCGGCUCAGGAAAGAGCAAACAAGCCUGUAUCAAGCGCAGGUGUCCGAACAUGGCCAUCCAAGAGGCUGAUGAUGACGAGCCAGAAGAUGAACAGGACAUUGUGGCGGAGGAUGACUCAAGUAACAUGAGCUGGACAGCGACCCGCACUGUUAAAACUAAAAGCUCCAAGAAGAAGGUUGAGUGGGUCGGAGAACCCUUGAAGGACGACGGUCGCAAGGUCUACUAUAGCAAAGUGAAGAUUGGAGAUGAACAGAUCACUGUUGGAGAUUGUGUGACUGUAGAGCCCAAUGAUCCUGGCACUCCUGUGUUUAUCGGCCGUGUUAUAUACAUGUGGCAGGACAAGAGCCAAGAGAAAUUCUUCCACGCCCAAUGGUUUUGUCGUGGGUCAGACACUGUGCUGGGCGAGACGUCAGAUCCACAAGAACUCUUUGUACUGGAUGAGUGCGAGGACUCUGUGUUGUCUGCGGUGGGAGGGUUGGCAGCACUGACUAGAGUGUGUCUGUCCAGCGACUGGGCCACCCAGGGCGGCCAACCGUUGACCAUAAACGUGGGGAAGGAUGAUGGCAAGACGUUCUACUAUCAGAAGAAGUACGACCCAUUGCAUGCCCGUUUUGAAGAUAUUCCUGCAGACCCACCAUGUUUGAAGGAAGCUACUCAUAGGUUCUGUCCAUGUUGUGAAAGAUUAUAUCUACAACAAAAGAAAGAAACACCUUGUGUAGACGAGAGACUCGAGGAAGAAACAAAUAAUAAAGAGGUUAUGUACGGUGUAUUGAGGUGGAAGGGAGAAGAAUUUAGACCUGGCAGCUUUGUUUUUCUAACACCAGGAGUGUUCAAGUUCAAGAAUGGGUUCUCAGCCAUUCUCAAGACUGAGUUUCGCAAACCUGAAAAGGUGGACGAAGACCUAUAUCCAGAAUACUACCGUAAGUCGUCAGAUCAUGUGAAGGGAUCGAACGAUUCAACACCGGAACCGUUUUGUAUAGGAUACAUCUCAUCGAUUGUGACCAAAUCUCGUGACAAGCUAGUGGCCCCUGGUGACAUCUGUCUGAGAGUCAAGAAGAUGUAUCGACCAGAGAACACUCACAGAGACAUCGGUCUGAGUCACCAGCUGGAUUUGAACCAGCUCUACUGGACAGACGAAGAACGGUUGGUAAACUUUUCCGAAGUGAUGGGAAGGUGUCAUGUGAUAUUCGGAGAGAACCUAGAAGACUCCAUGACUCUGUCUGAGUGGACCGCCGCAGGACCUAACAGAUUUUACUUCCUUCAAGCGUAUGACAGUGUGGGGCAAACCUUUGUUGAGCCCCCAUCCCACGCCAUGCUCAUCGGCUCUCUCGGCAAGGGGAAAGGUAAAGGUAAAGGAAAGGGUAAGAGCAGUGUGAAGCCUGUGAAUGAAGAGCGCAGGGAAGGAUCCCCUGAACAAUAUCCUCAAGUUACCCCACUCAAGUGUCUGGAUGUUUUUGCAGGCUGUGGAGGUCUGUCAGAAGGGUUGCACCAGGCGGGAGUAGCUGAGACCAAGUGGGCGAUAGAGAAGGAAGAAUCUGCUGCUCAUGCAUUCCGUCUCAACAACCCCAACACUACAGUGUUCUCUGAGGACUGCAACUUGCUGCUAAAGAUGGUCAUGAGUGGAGAAAAGGUGAACAAGAAAGGCCAAGCUUUGCCACAGAAAGGUGAGGUAGAAAUGCUUGUUGGAGGACCUCCGUGUCAAGGCUUCAGUGGUAUGAACCGCUUCAACUCUCGCCAGUACUCCCUGUUCAAGAACUCGCUGAUCGUGUCCUACCUGUCGUACUGUGACUACUACAGACCGCGGUUCUUUAUCCUGGAGAACGUUCGCAACUUUGUGUCGUUCAAACGCAGCAUGGUGCUCAAGCUGACCCUGAGAUGUCUGGUGAGAAUGGGCUACCAAUGCACCUUCGGAGUCCUGCAGGCCGGGAACUACGGCGUGCCUCAAACUAGAAGGAGAGCAAUAAUCAUCGCUGCUGCCCCUGGGGAGGUGUUGCCCAACUAUCCUGAUCCAACUCACACAUUCAACCUUCGAGCCACAUCACUGAAUGUUAUGGUUGAUGAUAAGAAGUUCUCGUCCAUGUGUCGUUGGGUGGACUCUGCGCCUCUGAGGACAAUAACUGUGAGAGACGCCAUGUCUGACCUGCCAGAAAUCAGGAACGGAGCCAAGAAUGAGGAGAUGGGCUACGGUGGGGAGCCUGAGUCACACUUCCAGAGACUGAUAAGAGGGAACCAAUACCAACCAGUGUUGAGAGACCACAUAUGCAAGGAGAUGGCGCCCCUGGUAGAGGCCAGGAUAGCCAACAUUCCCACCAAACCUGGCUCCGACUGGCGAGACCUGCCUAACCUGUCUUUGCGACUGAGUGACGGCACAGUCAGUAAGAAACUACAAUACACACACCAUGACAAGAAGAAUGGCAAGUCGUCGACAGGUGUGUUGCGCGGUGUGUGUAGUUGCGCUACGGGGGCACAAUGUGAUCCGAUGGACCGUCAGUACAACACACUGAUACCUUGGUGUCUGCCGCACACAGGCAACCGCCACAACCACUGGGCCGGGCUGUACGGCCGAGUGGAGUGGGACGGCUUCUUUAGCACCACUGUCACCAACCCGGAGCCCAUGGGCAAACAGGGUCGAGUGUUGCACCCUACCCAGACCAGGGUGGUCAGUGUGCGAGAGUGUGCCAGAUCUCAGGGCUUCCCCGACACUUACAGAUUUUUUGGAGGAAUUCUCGACAAGCACCGUCAGAUCGGUAAUGCAGUUCCUCCUCCAAUGGGAAAAGCUAUUGGUCUUGAAAUCAGGAAAUGUGCUGUGGUCAAUGACAAGAAAAAAUCUGAAUAAGAGACUAUAUCAUCUAGUACCAGCGACUGAUUUAAAAGAAAACGUGUGUUACCUACAACAACAAUGAUAAUAGUGAACAUUCCUAUUGAACUGGUCGCUUCAAUCUCGUAAAAUGGUUUAAUAUAAUACAAGAUUAAGCAUAGUUAAUGGUACACCCAAAUUGUAAAUUGUACGACUGUGGUUACAAAAUACAUUUAUCAAAUUUUGUGCCACAAUAGAUUUGAAGAACAUUAGCUGAAAUUGAAUUUCUCAGAUAGUCUAUAUUUCAAAUUAAAAUUCACUCCAAAUUACCAUUUAUGAUGCAGCUGGUAUUUGUUGUUUACACUGCUAGCCAGUUAUUCUUGAAUUUGUUGUACAUAAUACUUAUACGAAGUUUUAUUCAGUUUUAGUUUUAAACGUCUUCUAAUUAUUUUAUAAAAUUGUACCUAAGAUGAGAUGAGCCAUGUCACUACCAAAAGGAUUUUAUCACAUUGACUGUUAGGAAUGCUAACUAUGUUUUAUGUACUAACUCAGACUGUUUUUAGUGAAACUGUUGUUUAUUUACCACACAUAUUUUUUAUACAAUUUGUAAGGAUUUUUUUAUUUUUUUCUAAAUAUGUAAUGAGACGUUUGUGAUCAGAUGCACACUCAAAUAUGAAGACCAGAAGACUAAGGGAAAUAAAUAGCAAUGUUGUCCAUGUCUUUGUCACCUAAGUUUUAGAUGAAAGGAGUCCAAGUUCUGUUACAAGUUACAGUUAUAUCCUGAGCUUGCCACUAAGUUUUCAAGUGCCUUGAAAGGUUGUGUAAAUAUUAGACAAACAUGUACAGACUGUUUUAUAAAAUAAAACUAAAUUUGAAUACUUUUCAAUUGUGCAAAA